Molecule: messenger RNA, 1239 nt
Organism: Hemibagrus wyckioides
Lineage: Eukaryota; Metazoa; Chordata; Actinopteri; Siluriformes; Bagridae
Exons: 3
Coding region: 1-1239 (412 amino acids)
Source: RefSeq, a predicted model, not a curated record
AUGGAGGACCCUCACAGAUUCGUCUGUUACUACGAGAAUCAGGCCGGAGGCGAUUUAGGAGGAUUUUACGGGGAUCCCUGCACGCUGCGCGAGCUGGAUCUAUUUUCAGCGCCUAUGACUCAGCUUUCGAUCAAAGAUAAAAUUUACAACGAAAUCUCCCCCGUGUCGGCCAUCACCAACACGGGACCCAUCAAGUUUUUCAUCCCCGGAGACGGGGAAAAGUAUUUGGAUCUGAACGACACCCUGCUGCAUCUCCGUGUGAAAAUCACCAACGCCGAUGGGACGGACCUGGCUGACGGCGCAGCCACUCUGCUCAACUUUUCACGCGAUACGCUCGAAAGCCAAUUCACGGCGGGUCUAUUCUACAAAGACACUUCUGGAUCGGUCGAUUCUAUAACGGUCGUUAAUGGCCCGAACAAAGGAUUAAACAGGAGAGCCGAUUUCACGAGCAAUUCGAGAGAAGUACACCUGCUCGGGCCUCUUCACACCGACAUAUUUUUCUGCGAGAGGCUUUUAUUGAACUCGAUCGACCUGAGAGUCAAACUGAUGUGCGCCAGCAACGCGUUCUGUCUCAUGGGAGCGCGUGACUCCGGAUUCCGACUGAACGUGCUGGGAGCGUCUCUUUUUGUGAAAAAAACGACCGUAGCCCCCGCCGUGCGGCUGGGGCACGCCGCGGGCCUGAUGAAAGCCAACGCUCUCUACCCCCUCUUGCGCGUCAUCGUGAAAACAUACUCUGUACCGGCAAACUCUAGGAUAUGUAACCAGGAGAAUCUAUUUCUCAGAACCACUCCUAAAUACGUGGUUUUAGGUAUGGUGCAUCACGAAGCCUUCACGGGGAGUAGAGACCUAUCCCCUUUUAACUUUGUACAUAACGACGUGGAAUACUUGGCUCUGUGUCAGAACGACCGACAGAUCCCCUCCAAGGCUUUCCAGCCGCAAUUUAACAACCGACAAUCCGUCAGAGAGUUUUACAACACGUUCAUGUCUACCGGGAGACAUCUUAAAGAUUUACCUCUGUGUAUUAACCGCGAGGAUUUUAAUGCCGGCUACGCUCUGUUCCUUUUUAAUCUCAACCCCACCGACAACGAUGCGUUGUCGGUCGUAUCGAACGGUAAUUUGAGACUGGAGAUGAGAUUCAGAGUGCCUCUACCAAACAUUACCACUCUUAUCGUCUACACUUGUUACGAUUCUAUUCUAGAAAUAGACGCUAAAAGGCAAGUGCUGGUGGAUUAUUACUAA